GAUCCCAGCAUUAUUAAGUUCGCUAGUAGGCAUUUAUACAGCUGGGUGGAGAGAGGCACUGUGAGAGAAAAGUUUCUUCCUCAAGAACGCAGCACAAGGGUUCAAAUCCAGACUGCUCAUUCCAGUGUCAAGUGCACUAACCAUGAGGUCACUGCAUCUCCACACAUGCAUGCUGAUUAAACAAUGUUUAUUAAUCAACUGUAUUUUUUUUUUCCUUGCAGCCAGUGGGAUGGCUGGUCUCAGCGGUUAUUACCCAACCGUGAUUCUAGCAAUACUUGCUUAUGUUGCAGACACAACUAAACCAGACUCUAGAGCAUUGAGGCUUGGCAUUCUAGAAGCUAUAGCCUUUGUUUGUGGGACAGGUGUAUAUUUUGGCAGUGGUGUGUGGAUCAAGAACUAUGGCUAUGAAUCAGUCUAUUUGGUAAUAUUGACAUUACAUCUCCUGAAUCUUGUCUACGUGGUCAUCUUUCUCCCUGAAUCGUUACCACAAGAGCUCAAACAGAACACAACAGGCCUAUCCUGUGAUGCUGUCAAAUCUAUUUGGACUGUUUACACGAAGAAGCGACUUGGACGCUGGGUCCUUCUAGCUCUCCUGAUUUGUUCAGUUCUUGUUUACUUAGCAGGAUUUGUUGUACAAACAUUAUUGGUUCUAUUUGGUAAAAGAGCUCCACUUUGCUGGGAAUCAUCUGUUAUUGGUUACUUUCUUGGGGCAUCACUGUUUUCCAAAGCUGUUGGUGCUGUGGUAGGAAUAAAACUUUGUUCAUGCUUAGGAAUCUCUAAUUUUGGUGCUAUUCAAAUGGGAGUGUUCUUCCUCAUAGCAAACCUGGUAAUGAUUGGAUUUUCCAGGACCACACUGGAAAUGUUCUUGGCGACAGCUCUUGGUUUCUUCAGUGGUGUGCCACAGCCCUGCAUCAGAGCAGAAAUGUCCAUAUUGGUCGACAAAGAAGAACAAGGUGCUCUUUUUGCCAUCCUAGCAUCUGCUGAAAGUUUGUGCAACUUUUGCAGUCAAUUGAUUUUCAAUCCACUGUACACUUGGACUAUAAAUGAACUCAAGGGAAAAUUUGCUGCUGGUAUAACCUUUUUCAUCAAUGCUGGGAUUUUGCUAAUUCCUAUGGUUCUUAUUGGGAUUAUUCAGAGGUUUAAACCUUCAAAACCUAAGGAAUGUCCAACUCUUAUUGACAACGAAGACCCAGUUUCAUAAAGAUGACAUUAGCAAAUGAUGUCCUUGUAUAUAUGCACUCGCACUUCGGAGCAGUUUAUACCAAUUGUACAUAUUGCAAUUUGUCGGUCUCAAAAUUCAUUCUAGGCAUGAGAAGAAAAAUUAUUUUAAUUUAAGGCUCGUGAAGUACAUACAUGCGUAAACGUUAUCCUUAGACAAACCAAAAUUUGAAAAGUAAAUGAAUUCAUUUUAAUAAUGUUACAUUUUGAAAUUCUCAAAUCCAUUCGCAAAGUACGUGACACCAUAGUUAGUAGAGGGGACUAACUAUGGUGACACAUUGUGUUAGUUACGGUGUCAAGCACAGCAAGUGUGAAACAAAUGGUCAAUAAGUUUGUUCCCUUUCGUUACAUAUUUGUAAUUUGAAAACUUGCACUGCUUUAUUUCCAAAAUCCAGAAAUCUAUGUACUUCUAUGAAACUGGCAUGCAAAGAUCUUGGUGCAGAUCAAACAGUUUAUCUACUCGAGGGAGGUUUCGGUUUCCACAAUAAACCAGUUCCCACACUAACUAUAAAUUUUUCUUGAUUUUUUUGUGGUACUGUACUUUAGGCGCCAUUUCCAGCUGUUUUGUGAGACUGCGUUCUUUGUUAUGCUAUUUAGCUUACUUGCUUGGUGAGUGAUUUCUAAAUGCAAAUGUCAAACGAUGACAGCAAAGAUCAACCAAAAGAAUCGUAAUUUAGGGUCAUCGUCAUGGACACUGUUAUCUGCACAUUAUUGUACUGCCAUAGGGCCUUUUCGAAAUUACCACCCAACAAAUAAAAAAAAUCACAAUGUUUAA
Messenger RNA from Orbicella faveolata, 1993 nucleotides. RefSeq names its product proton-coupled folate transporter-like. Lineage: Eukaryota; Metazoa; Cnidaria; Anthozoa; Scleractinia; Merulinidae. Gene Ontology annotation, cellular component: membrane. Gene Ontology annotation, biological process: transmembrane transport. The record is from RefSeq and is a predicted model, not a curated record. Gene Ontology annotation, molecular function: transmembrane transporter activity.